Molecule: messenger RNA, 1282 nt
Organism: Owenia fusiformis
Lineage: Eukaryota; Metazoa; Annelida; Polychaeta; Sabellida; Oweniidae
Source: the annotation of a GenBank genome assembly
UGACAUUUCUAUAACACAGAUAGUCGAACCAGCAAUAGAGGCACACAAGGACGUGGCCAAAGAAUCGAACUACGGAUCGCCAUUGGAGCAUGAAGAAUUAAAGAUGAACGCUUGAUUAAUGGUUCUGAUGAAGAUAACCCGUUGCCAUCGCAACCAGUUAGCGGUUUCUACCUUUUUAUUCUCAUACGAGCUGCGGUUGAGAUUUGCAAUGGUCUAGCAAGCAAGUUAGGCAGCUAGCUACAUUCCUAUGGUGUCAGUGCGAACAUCAGCGGCUAGACACUAUUAAUAGAUCUCUGAUACUGGAUCCGUUUGCUGCGUUUUAACUCGUGAAACCCCGACAGUUUGGCUUUUCCCUGUAUACGUGAUUCCCGGGACGUGAUUUCCUAGAUUAAAGGACGAGACGGGAUCUAGGUUACCCCGUUAGGAUAGAAUGGAGACUAUCUGGUUACAGCGCCCUAGCUAUGACGUACCCUGGGGAUUCCGGCUUAUGGGAGGGGCUGAGUAUGCCCAAGCGCUGCAAGUACAACGGGUAACCCCUGGAAGUAUAGCAGCCACAGGUUUACACCAGGGAGAUGUCAUAUUUAAGAUAGGUGACACCGAGACCACAAACCUUACACAUGCACAGUCUAUGGAAGUCAUCAAGAAUUCUGGGAACAUGCUACAACUGUCUGUAAAGAAAGCUCCUUCAAGUCAACUGUCACCCCAAGCCAGUCCACAAUCUUACAAUUAUAGUCCUCAACAACAACAAAGUUAUACUCCACAAUCCCAGAACGAUUCUUACACCCGGGAUAUGAAUAGAUUGAAUAUAGGAGAACCUGGAUAUAACCAACAGGAUUCCAAUAUGCAAUACACAAGUCCAAACUCUUAUGGAUCUACAGGAUCUUCACCGUAUUCACAAUCUCAAAAUGAACAGCAAAGUUAUGCAUAUUCACCAAACAGUUCAUACCAGAGUCAUGGUGAUCAACAUAACUCUUAUGAGUAUUCUCCAAGUUCACAACAGCAACAACAACCACAUUAUCCUACAUCACCAGGUGCACAUGCAUACAAACCUGUAAAUCCCUACCAGGCAACUAGCCCCAAACCAUUUUCUCCUAGUGGAGGAUAUGAGUCACAGUCCCCGACUCCAUAUGCAUAUCAACCUCAUACCCCUACUAACCAAAUGUCCAGCCCCGAUUACCCAACUGGUACCCCUCAGCAAUAUCAACCAACCACCCCUACUUAUCAACCUACCACACCAACCUACCAGCCAUCUCAACCAAGUUACAACCCAACACAAAGCUAA